GCCACGUCUCUGCUUAAUAGACCACAACGGCAAGUUUGGCUUACCCGAGGCUUUAUAAGCCUAGCCAUUCCAGUAGCAGUUUGAUACACGCACAACCCCACCAGGUAACAAGCACCAGACACACCCAAUCGGCUCACCAUGUCCUCGAGACUCAUGGAGAAAAUGGAGACGUUGUUUAAGUUCCUGGACAAGGACAGCAAUGGCUACCUGGACGAGUGCGAGCUGACUGCAUACUUCGAGAGGCGUGGCUUAAGCACGGAGCUCAUAGAGGAACAAUUCCGAUUCUUUGAUGGCCCAGACGGCAACAAGAAGAUUGUUCUAGAAGAAUUUCUCGCUGGGUGGCAAAAAAUGGCGGAUCUACCAGUUGACCUAAGGAAAUUAGCCUUUGAGUACGAUGAAGACAAGGACGGGUUCCUCACUCGACCAGAGCUCAAGGCUCUCGUGGAGAACAAGAGGGAAUAUUUCCUGGAGUUUGAUGACGCUGACCAGUUGGUCAACAUGUUUGAUACCAAUAAAGAUGGAAGGAUAUCGAUACAAGAGUUCAAUGAAGGUUACUCCAAGUAUAAGAAGUAACUAAUAGCUAAUGACGUACAUCGACACUUACUGGGUUAUCUAGUGUUAUCUGAGAAGUUAACACACACACAUUUAGAUUUUAUUUCACUUACAUUGUUGCUUUUUGUUUACUUUAAAUGUGAUUUUAGAUAUUAUAAUAUUAUACUUUUUAUUGUGAUAUCACGCUUACAUUUCUAAAAUCAUUUUUUUAGCUUAAAUAAAAUCUGUUUCUUAAAAUAAUAUUAAUAUAUACAAGCCUACUAGCUUACAGAUAAUUUUAGCCAUCGUUUAUUAGAUUAUGUAAAUGAUGGUUCUUUUUAUGAGACAUAAAACAAUAGACAAUUUAGCUGUUUCGUUGUUUGUAUUGCUUACAAUAAAUAAAAUGCACCAGACUUAUGGCUGGCCAAAU
Messenger RNA from Physella acuta, 961 nucleotides. RefSeq lists its product as uncharacterized. The record is from RefSeq and is a predicted model, not a curated record. NCBI's taxonomy places the organism in Eukaryota, Metazoa, Mollusca, Gastropoda, Physidae. Gene Ontology annotation, molecular function: calcium ion binding.